AUCUAAUACAGGAGUGACUCCAUUUUACCACUAUGAAGAAAGGUGGUGUUCCUCUCCUUUUGGGUAUCAUCUUCCUGAGUCUGAUUGGAAUGCAAGGAUCUCCAACAAUGAGGAAUGGACGCUGUUCCUGCAUCAACACCACCCGAGGGACGAUCCGUUCAAAAUCCUUAAAGGACCUUAAACAAUUUGCCCCAAGCCCUUCUUGUGAGAAAACUGAAAUCAUUGCUACAAUGAAGAAUGGGUAUCAAACCUGUCUAAACCCAGAUUCACCAGAUGUGAAACAAUUGAUUAAACAGUGGGAGAAACAGGUCAGCCAAAAGAAAAAGCAAAAGAAAGGGAAAAAAUAUCAAAAAACCAAGAAAAUUCCAAAAGUUAAAAAAUCUCUUCGUCCUCCUCAAAGGAAGACUACAUGAGCGACCACUUUAACAACAAGUUCUUUUUGUGUUAAAAAAGGUCCCUUUUAGCUAUACUGAACUAAUUCCAAAAAGUAGUGGCAUUUAAUACAUAAGCUUGUUGAUUUGAGUAGAAAAUUUAAAGCACUAUUUUGAAAUUGUAAUUAAAGCUAGAAAGUUGCUUUUAAAAUCCAAAUGUGAAGAAUUGUCAGAGGCUGUACUUCUCUCUUUGUUCUCCCACCUCCGAAGAACUGAAUCUCAUCAUGCUUAAGCCAGCCAUCUCAGUAACGCCCACAUCUGGACAAAUGUGCUCACAACCACAUCCCACACACAGCAGCUGCCUGGGAGAACAGCUGAAGGCUUCCCAGGCCUCCAGAGAAUAUCCCGAGAAACACGUCAGCAGGCCAGCCUGGCAGCAUGCGGGUAAGCUAAGCAGUCUGGAAUUGAGCUGGACCUCACCAGGCUGCCAUAGCCAUCAGCAUCUGUGUUUGAAUCCGCCUGUGGGCCUUGCGUACAAGGCAUCUGAGAUACUCGUGCUGGUGGUUUCUGGGGACCACCACCGGAGAACACCAGCACUUGCCUUUUAGAACCUUCUGCCUGGUUUUGGGGCCAGGUGACUCCAUCUUGCCUGCCCAAGCUGACUGCUUUAUUCCUUACUGUUCCCUUUGCUUCAGUCAAGCCAGAUCCUCACCAUCCUGCCACCAUUCAAUGCCUGCCCCCUCUGCUACACAGGUCAGGUUCUCACUCACCUGGGUCUACUGCUUUCUCAUCCUUUCCCCAACAUCCCACAGAAAUACCUUCUUCUCGUCACUCAUCCUCACUUGAUUCAGUCUUCAAAGCUCAUUUUAAUCCUGCCUUUUAAAUAAAA
Messenger RNA from Hippopotamus amphibius kiboko, 1260 nucleotides. It is a transcript of the gene CXCL9, whose product is annotated as C-X-C motif chemokine ligand 9. Lineage: Eukaryota; Metazoa; Chordata; Mammalia; Artiodactyla; Hippopotamidae. Gene Ontology annotation, cellular component: extracellular region. Gene Ontology annotation, molecular function: CXCR chemokine receptor binding; chemokine activity. The coding region runs from base 33 to 413 and encodes 126 amino acids. Gene Ontology annotation, biological process: antimicrobial humoral immune response mediated by antimicrobial peptide; inflammatory response; neutrophil chemotaxis. The record is from RefSeq and is a predicted model, not a curated record. The transcript has 4 exons.